Guyanagaster necrorhizus is the source of this 821-nucleotide messenger RNA. RefSeq lists its product as uncharacterized. Bases 396 to 743 code for a protein of 115 amino acids. The record is from RefSeq and is a predicted model, not a curated record. The transcript has 2 exons. NCBI's taxonomy places the organism in Eukaryota, Fungi, Basidiomycota, Agaricomycetes, Agaricales, Physalacriaceae.
GGAAUCGAAUGCAGCCCAACUUCGAGCCGAAUUUGAGGCCCUCGAGCAGGUCUACAAAACCUGCAGUUCCGACUCAUUAUUUUCUCUGCCCCCGCCCACUUGCGUACAGGGACGCACAAUAAUUUCGCGCCGCGGCAUACCGCUCUCCUCAAACAGGUCGCCCACGUCCCCUUCUGACGUCUGCCUCGUUCGCGUCCAGGCUUUAUCUACGGAGGGUCGCCGCCUGUAUUCGUUCACAGUUCUAACCCGCCGGUGUCCCUGCCGAGGGACCGAUGUUGUUUCGACUCUACUUUGGGAAAGAUUUUAUGAACACUAGACCAUCCCGGUUCAUCAACACUUCUUUCUCGACGUAACACGCUACGGCCAGCUUUCCAGUUCCGAAGAGGGCAUUGCCGAUGACCUUCCAUGCACAGAAACCGUCGCCGAAGCCAUGGGCAACAUGCUCGGGCACAUUCACAUUUGUGGAGGCUACGAUGCGCGACAUCGAGUUCGUACUCGGCGGGAAUGGGUUCUCUGGGUUUGCGUUCUAUGUCAUUGACUUUAAUCAGAUGCGGAAACGGACUGCUAUCGACGAGCUUGUCGAUGCGUACAUCACCAAUGAUCCGCAUUUUCCUCUAGCACGACGAGGUGGACAGGUAUACGAGGCUUUUAGGAGUGGCUAUCGUGCAGCCUACACUGUGCGGCUGGACAUUGCAGAUGAAUUUCUUUCUCAAAUCGAGGCUCUGCAAGAUGCUGGCGGUUGACAAGUACCUCCUUGCCAUACCUAAGUGUUAGGCGGAGAAAACAUUAACCGAGUUAUAGUUGUCAUUCGUUGGGGCUAA